This is a messenger RNA of Abrus precatorius (Indian licorice), 2150 nucleotides long. Its product is annotated as protein DETOXIFICATION 40. Gene Ontology annotation, biological process: xenobiotic detoxification by transmembrane export across the plasma membrane. Bases 94 to 1653 code for a protein of 519 amino acids. Lineage: Eukaryota; Viridiplantae; Streptophyta; Magnoliopsida; Fabales; Fabaceae. The record is from RefSeq and is a predicted model, not a curated record. Gene Ontology annotation, molecular function: xenobiotic transmembrane transporter activity; antiporter activity. Gene Ontology annotation, cellular component: membrane. The transcript has 7 exons.
GAAAAGAAGCAUUUCCUUUGUUAGUGGCUGAGCCUAAAAGCCUCGUGGGGAGCAGAGGAAAAGGGUAACAAACAAGUUAAAGCUGGUUGGGACAUGGAUUCUACAUCAGUGCGUAAGGACGUUGAUGAACCUUUGCUUGUUCCGAGCGAGCCACCACCACCUUCUUUGACUCAAUCAUCAAACUCCAAUUCCAAACAUGGAUCAGAUGGCGAGCUUGAGCGAAUACUCGCAGAUACAAGUGUCCCUUUGUUAAGGCGUCUUGGACCCGCAACAUGGGUGGAGUUGAAGCUUUUGCUUCGCCUUGCUGCCCCAGCUGUUGUUGUCUACCUUAUUAACUAUGUCAUGUCUAUGUCCACCCAAAUCUUUUCCGGCCACCUCGGUAACCUCGAACUUGCUGCUGCUUCCCUUGGAAACACCGGCAUCCAAAUCUUCGCUUAUGGACUUAUGUUGGGUAUGGGGAGUGCUGUUGAGACACUAUGUGGACAAGCAUAUGGUGCUCAAAAGUUUGAGAUGCUAGGCAUAUACUUGCAAAGAUCAACAGUGCUUCUGACAUUAGCAGGUGUACUUUUGACUGUGAUAUAUGUUUUCUCUGAGCCAAUUUUAAUUUUUCUAGGGGAGUCCCCAAAAAUUGCAUCCGCAGCUGCAAUUUUUGUCUAUGGCCUAAUCCCUCAAAUUUUUGCCUAUGCUGUGAACUUCCCUAUUCAAAAGUUUCUCCAAGCGCAGAGCAUAGUGGCUCCAAGUGCCUAUAUUUCAGCAGCAACAUUGAUCAUCCACCUUGUGUUAAGUUGGGUGGUUGUGUACCAAGUUGGACUUGGUUUAUUGGGUGCAUCAUUGAUGUUGAGCUUUUCUUGGUGGAUAAUUGUGAUUGCACAAUUUGUGUAUAUUGUGAAGAGUGAAAGGUGUAAGCAUACAUGGAAGGGGUUCACUUUUCAAGCCUUUUCAGGGUUGCCAGAGUUCUUCAAGUUGUCAGCAGCAUCAGCAGUGAUGCUGUGCCUUGAGACAUGGUACUUCCAAAUUUUGGUUCUGCUUGCAGGAUUGCUUCCUGAACCUGAGUUGGCUCUGGAUUCCCUUUCUAUUUGUACAACAGUGUCUGGUUGGGUUUUUAUGAUCUCAGUUGGAUUUAACGCAGCUGCAAGUGUGAGAGUGAGCAACGAACUUGGGGCAAAGAAUCCAAAAUCGGCGUCAUUCUCGGUUUUGGUUGUGACAUUGAUUUCUUUCAUAAUAUCGAUUAUUAUAGCAAUCGUAGUGCUUGCAUUACGAGAUGUCAUUAGCUAUGUUUUCACAGAGGGCGAAGAGGUUGCUGCCGCUGUCUCUGAUCUCUGUCCCCUCCUUGCUCUUUCCAUUGUCCUCAAUGGCAUUCAACCUGUCUUAUCUGGGGUGGCUGUUGGAUGUGGAUGGCAAACUUUUGUUGCCUAUGUAAACGUUGGUUGUUAUUAUGGAAUUGGCAUACCAUUGGGUUCGGUUAUGGGCUUCUAUUUCAAAUUGAAUGCUAAGGGAAUAUGGGUGGGAAUGCUAGGUGGCACGGUUUUGCAAACAAUUAUUUUGAUAUGGAUCACUUAUCGAACAGAUUGGAACAAAGAGGUUGAAGAAGCAGGUAAGAGGUUGAACAAGUGGGAGGACGCAACCGAGCCACUUGUCAAGAAUCGAGGUUGAACAAGUUAUGUUUUGGAUCUAUUAUAUUAUAUUAAUAUCCAUACUAUUUUAUAAUUAAUUCAACGUUGUAGGCUAGUUUUAUUUAUUUAAGCUUAUUUGAAAUCUUAAUUAAUAAUUUUAUCCAUUUAUUGUGUUUUAAUAUUUUUUAUCUAUUCUUAAUAUUUUAGUUAUAACUUUUGAUACAGGUAAAAUUUUUCAAUAAUUCUUAUUAUGUUAGAAAGCUAAUUUACAGAACUUUGAUUUAAUACUUCAUUUGUCAGAUUUAGAGUUCUGAACUGAAAAUUAUAAUUAUUUGAAAGUACCUCUGUAACGUUGUUAAUUAGAAUUUGAGUCUAAUUAAACUUUGUAACUUAUUUUAUUUUUUAAAUUUAUUAGUUUAGUUUUAGUUUGGAAUUUGUCUAUGUAAAAGACGGAGGAGGCAGAGGAAGUAGAGAUAUCUUUUUUCCUCUUUACAUUUUGGUCAUUCUUUCAAUUUGAAAUUAUUAUUAUUUUUUGGU